AUGGCCAUUAAAUCCCAAUCAUUGGUAGACUUCGUCACUGAGGUACAAAACCCCGAGCCCGGAGCCACUUGGAAGGUGUAUGUGGACGGGUCAUCUACGCGGCAGGGAAGCGACAUCGGCAUUCUGUUAAUUUCACCACAAGAAGGGCGUAUGCAUCUGUCCGUUCGGCUGGAUUACCGUGCAACUAACAAUGAGGCGGAGUAUGAGGCCCUCAUAGCUGGUUUGCAGGCCGCUUGGCAUUGGCUCUUGGGAGCCUUCGAGAUAAACAACGCAAGGCUGAAGCUGUACGCGGAGGAGGCCUUCGAAAAGCUCAAGGCCAACUUCAACGAAGUCUGUCUACAGAAACUUCCCCAAGCGGAUAACCAAGCGACGGAUGAAUUGGCUAAACUCGUGAGUUCAAUAUCACCGAUCGUCAUCCAACAACCGAUCGAGCAGUUCGGCAUUCCACGUCGGCUCGUGUCCGACAAUGGGCGGCAGUUUGUCGGCCAGCAUCUCCGAGAAUGGUGCGAGGGGUACGGCAUUCAGCAGCACUUCACCUCCGUGGCCUACCCGCAAAGCAACAGACAAGUCGAAGUCGCUAAUCGGGAGAUCCUUCGGAUUCUUCGAGUUCGGCUCGACCAUGUCGGAGGCAGCUGUGUGGACGAGCUCCCAGGCAUAUUAUGGGUCGACGACCUAGUAUGGAAGAAGGUGACGCCGAUCGGCGACGUAAGCAAGUUGAAGGCUCCCUGGGCUGAGCCCUUCAAGAUCAUCAAGAAGCUCCGAUCGAGCGCCUAUUACCUUGAAGAUGAAGAUGGGCGAUAG
Molecule: messenger RNA, 801 nt
Organism: Zingiber officinale
Lineage: Eukaryota; Viridiplantae; Streptophyta; Magnoliopsida; Zingiberales; Zingiberaceae
Exons: 4
Coding region: 1-801 (266 amino acids)
Biological process (GO): DNA integration
Molecular function (GO): nucleic acid binding; RNA-DNA hybrid ribonuclease activity
Source: RefSeq, a predicted model, not a curated record